Molecule: messenger RNA, 2132 nt
Organism: Lindgomyces ingoldianus
Lineage: Eukaryota; Fungi; Ascomycota; Dothideomycetes; Pleosporales; Lindgomycetaceae
Exons: 9
Coding region: 1-2118 (705 amino acids)
Source: RefSeq, a predicted model, not a curated record
AUGCCACUGCAGGGACUAGCAUCUAGCGUUUAUCCUUUGGUUCAUUAUCUGCUAUCGCUCCGAAGCGCUCCUGGGCAGCUACUGUCAACGAACCAACCUAGAUAUCCUACUAUUAUCGCCAUGGCUGAACAGCCGCCCGAUUACAAGAAGCUGUUUCUCGAAGAACAACGCAGGCGCGAAGCAGCAGAGGAGGCCCAGAAGGAAGAGCAACGAAAACGCGAACAGGUAGAAGAGAGAAUCCGCAAGACCACGCUCCCCGAGUUCCUCGACGCUUGCCACAAUUACCUUCACUCAGGUCUCACCAUCCAAACCGAUGCGACCUUGUCAACACGGGGCGACCCUGCAAAUGCGAAUAACAAACUUCGGCCCGAGAGAAUCUGCGAAUGGGAAGACUUUCCGGCACGUCAGGAAGCAAUUUGGAAUAACCUUAUGAAGUCGGCAUUUGUCUCAGAGCAAUUCUUCACUUCAGUACACACCUUACAAGAGUCCGGGGACGCGGUUCGACAAAGGAUGCUGAGCUCAGAGCUUGACCUACACCUCUUUCAGCGGUCUACUGUCGAGGACCCCGUGUCUUUGAUUGUUAAACAACUGUACAACAGCCGAGCGCUUCGACGGAAGUUUGGGUUGCACGGGUCCAUAAGUUUUGAGAAUCAUGCCAACACCCUUACUCCAGACUUGCUAGUGAACAGCCUAGAGCAAAUAUCUGUGUCUAGCAAUCGACGGCGACGGUCACCACGCUUGUUAGCUAAGGAGCUGCCCGGUCCAUCAGAGCCCUCGGUGGCGGCACAACGUUCAGAAACAGCACGAUCCUCCCGUCCCCGCGCGGAUCAGUUCUGCGUCUACAACACCAGCACUCAGAAUCAAGAGAAUCGGAUUCCAGCCUUCAUUAUGGAAUACAAGGCCCCCCACAAGCUACCGCUUAGUUACAUAUGCGAGGGUCUCGAAGAUAUGGAGCUUGCGGAGGUGAUACGAUGUGGUGAGGUCGAUGCUCCAAAGGAUCGCUUUCGCCGCCUCGUUGCUGCAGUCAUUACGCAGGCAUUCUCUUAUAUGGUCAGGAUUGGGGUAGAGUUUGGUUGCGUGUGUACUGGCGAAGCGUUCGUGUUCUUGCGGGUGCCCGAUGAUCCUAGGACGGUCUACUACUUCCUAUCCGUCCCAAAGGGUGACGUUGGAGCCACUACUGGAUGGACACCGGAUCUGGAUAGCGUGAAUCGCUUGCACCUGACAGCUGUUGGGCAGAUGCUAGCAUUCACUCUUCAGGCGCUGAAGACGCCCCAGCGGGGCCAGCAGUGGAGGGUCCAAGCCGCCAAUCAGCUGAUCACCUGGGAGGUCGUGUAUGAGGACCUGCUGGAUACCAUACUUCCAGAAGACGUAGCAUCCUCAGAGUACCAACCACCUCGACAUAGCUAUUUUCUGCGCAUGUCUCCUGUCCGGCUGCGACGGAGGCCAGGCCAGACCAGCUCUCCUAGCUGCGAGCAGCCACAGGAUCCAUCUAGCCCCAGUGACGAGGACCCCGAUCCAGAUACUCCGAGCCAACGCAGACGUCCCCUCCAAGCUCAGCCGCUUGCCCCAACCACGGCUCGCAGCUCGUCUGAUCGUCAUGCGCCCCAAGCAGCUCAGGAUGGACAGUAUUGCACACAGAACUGUUUGCGUGGAUUGGUUGAAGGUGGUCCACUCGAUAUGCAGUGUCCCAACAUUGAUCAAACUGACUUUCUUGCUCGUAUCCGCCAGCAACUCUCCAGCGACCUUGAUACCAACUGCCAGCCUGUGAGUCUGCCUGGAGCAUGCGGCGUCUUAUUCCGGUGUACUCCUAUCGACUUCGUCCAUCGUCUUGAACGGGAGGCUACUGUCUACGAACUUCUCCGUCCAGUCCAGGGAAUCCAUGUGCCAGGCAUUUGCGAACUUGUUCACAUGAUGUUCCUUAGCUUUGGAGGAAGGCUUAUCUCCAAGCACCUUACAAGCGAGAACAUAGCUGAUGUUACUAAGAACCUUAUGCCUCGGAAUAUGUUAUGGAGUGUGGAGACGGUGGUGAAGCAACGAACUAGGAAACAAGAAACUUCUAAAUUUGCGCGGGAAAGACAAAGGAUGGCUACUGAAAUACGCAGCCUAGCCUUAGGAUAGCAAGUAUACUCUUU